Messenger RNA from Colletotrichum karsti, 5049 nucleotides. RefSeq lists its product as uncharacterized. The record is from RefSeq and is a predicted model, not a curated record. Gene Ontology annotation, molecular function: protein binding. Lineage: Eukaryota; Fungi; Ascomycota; Sordariomycetes; Glomerellales; Glomerellaceae. Gene Ontology annotation, biological process: positive regulation of TOR signaling. Bases 1 to 5049 code for a protein of 1682 amino acids. The transcript is spliced from 4 exons.
AUGGCCACGACAAUUACGGACGUGAUUCCAAACGCAGAAGAUAUCGAACGUUGGGGAAUCGGAGUAGUGUUCGACGAAGAUGGGCCAGAUCUGUCCUCCUGCGGGAGCAGCCCCUCGGGAGACUCAAGUAUCAACCUCGGCCCAGAGAAGGUUGGGUUGACGUCGAUAGAGAAGGAGUCCGGUAUCCCAUCUUCGCCAUUCCGUCGUUCAGGCGCACCAUCCCCGGAGUCGCCGGUCAAAGGUACGGCCGUAUCAGGCAACCUGUUAUUGUCGGCGAAGGAAACGCCAGAGAUCCCACAGUCUGGUGGGACAAUGCCAAGAACCCCGGAAGUCGAGUCUGGCAGUAGCCUUUCGACAACGACGUUUGCUAGGCCGAUCAAUUCGUAUCAGGCUUACCCUCAAGUCCACGGAAAGCGAGCACUGGUUCUUCUAGACGACGAAGAUCAAGGUGACGAUGCGGAGGAUGCUGCGGGUGCGGAGGAUGCCGGGGAUGCGGAGGAGGUUGGACCCGAAAACGAUGGCUCAGUUAUCGUAGGCCUGAGAGAACUUCCAAGGGGUAAUCGACAAAGAAGAAUCAGUCCCUCGCCAUCAUCGGCCCUGGUCGGACCAAAGUCUCCAGAGAUGCCGCAUACGAUGGAGCGGUACCUUGCCUCAACGGAUGACCGUGAGCUGGUGGAAGCCCAAAUACAAGUCAAUCCGAAGGAAGACGCAGAGGAGCGACUUGAUGCUGUACUCGAGGAAGAGGAAGAGGUUCCGGUUGUGCUUUCACGAGCUGCUUCUCCGGCCCCGGCCCUGCCCGAUGCGACCUCCGUCGGGGCGAGUGUUGAUGUGGCUGAAGUAGAGGGUGCCAACGAGCUCGUCGCAGAUCCUGCUGAGCAUGGCUUCGCAAACCAAGACCGACCAAUAUCCGUCGGUUCGAUACAUAGUGCCGGUGACUCCGCCGUCGAGGAUCUGGAAGCAAAUGAUAUCUAUCAACGACUAGCGGAAGCCCGCAGGAUUCGCGAGGCCAAUAUGGUCCCUAUCGGCCGCCACAACAGCGAACCUUCAGCAGCCCAACCCGAGCUUCGUUCCCACUUCACAGCGCUGUUGACGACGAAGAAUGGUCGCAAACCACCUCGACUCAAUUCCCCUCCACCUCGAAUUCCUCACCUCCGUCUCCCGGUUGCGACACCACGGCCAUGUCCAUGGCGCCGUGCGAGCUCGAGCUCCAUGUAUAGCCGCGAAAACAAGAUCAUGCGCAAGCUUCUCGGCAAAGUCACUGCCGACAGCAGCACCGAUACGAACCACACGAUAGGCAUCACCAGCGCGCCGCACUUCCAGACCUCCUACCGACCCAGCGCCUCCCAAAACGCCGUCUACCCCGUCGGCGUUCCGAUUCUAUGCCUCGACACCUCGCCCGAUCGCCGCACUGCCAUUAUCGCCGGUAGACAUGUCCUCAAGACGGUCGUCUUUGACGGACUUUCUAUUAGCGAGGGCAUCGAUGUUCGCGCAGCCAUCACAGCCCACUCGAGCAAAGGCGCAUCGGGCUCCCUGACAGCCGACAAACUCUCCAUACGAGACGUCAAAUGGCACGGUGACUCGACGAUAUUCACGGCUUGCGCAAAUGGAAACAUCUUUUCGUACGACCUCGCGAGAAUCACCACAGGCAGCACUGCUCUGGAGUUCGUCCAGACGAGGGAGGAUUCCCGCCAGGUCAACUCGCUGGACAUCAAUCCCCACCGCCAAACAACCCUUCUUUCUGGAAGUCAGGAUGGAAUGGUGCGGUAUUUCGACAUUCGCGCUCCCGUGCAGAGUAGAUCUGGCGGCUUCACGUACAGCCCGCGAGGCGCCUACAAGUGCAACGCAGACGGGGUUCGACAGGUCAACUGGUCACCCAAGGAUGGCUUCUACUUCGCCUGCGGAACCGAGUCGGGCGUGGUGUUGAAAUGGGAUGUGCGCAAGAUCGCGCAGCCAUUACUGAAGAUCCCAGCACACGACAAGGCAUGCGCCUCUAUAUCGUGGCAUCCCGAUGGAAACCACCUCAUCAGCGGAGGGUGGGACUCUAAAUGCGCCGUUUGGGAUAUGUCCAAGAACGCAGACAAGCGACAGAAGCCCCGAUGGCUCAUACAUACACCCGCGCCGGUGUCUGCGGUAGCCUGGCGGCCUGGGUUGUGGUCGGCGAGUGCGCAAGGAAAACGCGCUGCCCAGGUUGCCGUCUCCUAUGACGAUGGAAGUCACAAGCGCUACGGAAUUAACAGCGUUCAUAUCUGGGACUUGGCGAGGCCAUCAAUGCCUUACAAGGAAAUCGACUGCUUCGAUUUCUCACCGUCGGGCCUGCUGUGGCAAGAUCAGGAUCUUCUCUGGACAGUUGGUAACGAUGGACUUUUCAACCAAUGCGACGUCGCCUUCGCUCCGAAAGUACUAGACCGGCAGUCAGUAUCCAGCAUGGCUCUGUCCGCGCGCGGUGAUGCCGUCAUGUUUCUAGAUGAGAGACCGCAUUAUCGCCCUCGACCACCAAUCAUUCAUCCUCACCAAUCCAGCGUCGUACCGCCGAGAACGUCUUAUAGCUCGAGCCCGACAACGCCGAUGCUCAGCAUCAGUCGAAGCGACUCUGAAGAGGACGUUGUUGGAAGUUUUCUAGGCCCCCGCCGAAGGAUCGGCCGGAAACGGAGGCACAGCUUGCGAUCUAUCCCUGUCCUGAGCACAACACCACCUUCUGGACCGAGCCUGGGCGAAGACCAAGUCCUCGGUCUAGAGCAAGCUAUCAAGGUCACUGGAACCUACAAGACACAGCAGGCCAUGGCUGUUGGACAUGUGCCAGCUGCGGCAAGAGUCGAUAUCUACCAGUUUCUCUCGAGUUAUUACCUCGAAACUCUGGAGCAAGAGCUGCCUAACAUAAACGGCGGCAAGUCCCUGGCCAAGAGGGUUGCUUCCAUCAUGGAGCAGUAUGCUCGUGCGGCAGAGCAGGUCAAUCAGUUCCGUCUGGCGCAGACAUGGCGCAUCCUGGCAUACUCCAUGAACCUGCUGUUGGACAGGAGAGCGCAGUAUCAUCUGGAAACUCGCCUAGGCCACUUCCAGAAGAGGCCGUCACUUCCCAAGAUUAAAGAUCUGCCAAAGGUCAAGGUAGCAAGGUCUCUCGGCGUGGUCGUAGAGAUGAACGGCGAGGAAACCCCCAGGCGUCCCUCAACGGCCGUCGUUUCCAACAGCAUGGAUAGCAAAUCUCUUAGCGUACGGUCCCUGCUGUCCGAUGACAUCGAGAGCACGUCGAAUGUGGCCACACCCAUAGCCAGGGCGAUCAACGAGGAGCAUGCGGAACAGGGUGGCUACCCAUCGGACGCGAGACUGCCGCCGGUCAUGGAGUCGGAUAGCUUUGCUUUGCCCCCUGCUGCUCACAGUACGUUUAACAACAGUCCACGCAGGCGGCUGGACUCGGUUCCCUUAUCUGUCACUAGCCAUCAGAGCGACCAGACUCAAAUCUCUAGCACAGAUGGUUACGACUUUUAUGAUACUGACGCCCUGCAAGCUAUAGAUGUGCCCGAGCCAAGGAAAAAGGAGCAACAGCCCCUGGACUACGGCCCCCGCACCCCGAAUAGCCGGCGAACUAUCAGACACGACUCGGAUGACAGUUUCGCUCAGAUCUUCUCCAUGUCGGAGAGCAGUAAGCAGACGUCUGGAUUGACGGCGUCUUCUGAAGGGGGCGCCUCUGCAAGGUCUGUCACGAGCUAUCCGGUGCAGCUGCAGCCAGGCCCGGUUGACGAGCAGGGCGAGUACGAAAGUCGUAUUCGUGGCAGAGAGAUCGAGGAUUCACCCGAGCAUGGAGCUCUGGAGGCACUGAACGGACCUGGCAACAGCGCGCCGAAGGAAUCACCAGAAGAGAUCUUCAUGAUCUCGCAGACGACCAUGGCCUCCGACACCGCGACAGACGAACCAUCGCAGUCACAAAUUGACUCCCUCCCACCGACAUUCGAAGACCACGCACCACUCCACAUGGGCGUAUCCGCUUCGUGCCUGCCCAAGAUCAGUCCAGCACUGCAACACGAUUCCACACCCAAUAUUCUCGAGUCCGACUAUCUUCCAUGGCCCGAAGAUCCGUCCUACCCACACCCUCUCGCCACGAAAGAAACACCAGACACAUCGCCUCCCCUCAACCCAUACACUCUCCUCACCCGCGCUCUAGACUUCGAAACCCGCACCUCGGCCCUCAACGCCUCAGCAAUGGUCCUCCUCCUCAAACCCCUCAUGCCAGACUCCGUCAUCGACCCCUUCCGCGCGACGUCCAUCCUCCGCCAACACCACACCCGUCUAAUGGGCAUGAAACUCUUCAUCGAAGCAGCCCUCCUCCGCAAACUCUGCGUCCAGGGCUGGCCAGAGGGCAUCCCCGAAUGGGGCGACAACUACACCUCCAUCUUCGGCCCCGCCCAGCAGGGCGUCAAGGGCGGCUUCAUGUGCCCCAGCUGCCGCAAGCCGCGCGAGCUCGACCCCAAACUCGGCUCCAAGGCCCUCUGGAAAUGCGAGCGCUGCCGCGCCGCCAUGGCGCCCUGCGCCGUAUGCGGCCACCGCGAAACGACGGCCACCGUGUCCCGCAUCCCCGAGGGGGCGCUUCUGCCGCACCACGUCGCGGAUCCCGUCAUGAGCGUGUGGUGGUACUGUCCCGGCUGCGCGCACGGCGGCCACGCCACCUGUCUCCAAGACUGGCACGCGCCCUCCGAGAACGGCGCCUACGAGCUGAGCGACGGCUGCUGUCCCCUCGACGGCUGCGGACACGCCUGUCUACCCGGAAAGUGGCGCGAAGAAAAGAACAUGGCGAGGUCGGACGAGGUCGGCCGCGCGGCGGUCGAGAAGGCCCGGCUGGGAGGCAGCGUCGCCGGGAGCAAACCGCAGAGCCCCGUCAUCCAGCCCAACAUCCGCGGGGACAAGGACGAGGUCCCGCAGAGCAGGGCGGUGGAGAGCGUGCGGGAGACGUUGGCCUCGAACGCGCCCACGGCGGGUAUUCUGAGCUCCAGCCCCGGGAGCAGGGGCGGGGAGAGGGAGAGGAGGAAGAGCGUCAAGUUCGUGCCGACGGAGCGCUAG